AUGGCCAAACACAAUAAUUCAGAAGUAACUGAAUUCAUCCUCUUGGGACUCACAGACAAUCCUGAGCUUCAAGCCCUUCUUUUUGGGAUCUUUUUAGUGAUCUACUUAAUUAGUGUCAUGGGUAAUCUUGGAUUAAUCAUGCUAAUUUGUGUCAGUCCUCAGCUUCAUACAGCUAUGUAUUAUUUCCUUAGCCACCUAGCUUUUGUUGAUUUUUGCUAUACCUACUCGGUCACUCCUAACACUCUGGUGAACUUCCUCCAAGAAACUAAAAGAAUAUCCUUACCUGCUUGUGCCAUUCAGUUGUUUUGCUUUAUCAUGUUUGUGGUGUGUGAGUUGUAUAUGCUCUCAGUCAUGGCUUAUGACAGGUAUGUGGCCAUUUGUAAUCCUUUACUCUAUACCAUUGUCGUGAACAAAAAGGUCUGUAUUCAGAUGGUGCUUAGCACAUAUCUGUAUAGCUUUUCUGUGGGACUCCUACAAGCAACUCUUACAUUCCACUUAUCUUUCUGUCAUUCAAACAUAAUAAAUCACUUCUACUGUGACGAUGUCCCCUUGGUUGCCCUGGCCUGUCAUGAAACCCAUCACAAAUAUAUCAAAAAGUUUUUAUUGUUCACACUUGCUGGGUUCAAUAUCUUUUUCUCUCUUUUUAUUGUCCUUGUCUCCUAUGUAUUCAUUCUAUUUGCCAUUCUAAGGAUUAAAUCAGCUGAAGGCAGAAAAAAGGCAUUUUCUACUUGCGCUUCCCACUUGACUUCCAUCACUAUAUUUUAUGGAACGAUCAUCUUCAUGUAUAUGCAACCAGAAAGAAGCCAUUCCUUGCAUACUGAUAAAAUAUCUUCUGUAUUCUAUAUAGUGGUAAUUCCCAUGCUAAAUCCUCUCAUAUACAGCCUGAGGAACAAGGAAGUAAAAAAUGCUUUGAAGAGAACUAUGGAAAAAGUGUAUUCUAAUAUAAUAUAA
Messenger RNA from Bubalus bubalis (water buffalo), 951 nucleotides. Its product is annotated as olfactory receptor 5AL1-like. Gene Ontology annotation, cellular component: membrane. The record is from RefSeq and is a predicted model, not a curated record. Gene Ontology annotation, molecular function: odorant binding; olfactory receptor activity; G protein-coupled receptor activity. Gene Ontology annotation, biological process: sensory perception of smell; G protein-coupled receptor signaling pathway. The coding region runs from base 1 to 951 and encodes 316 amino acids. The transcript has a single exon. Lineage: Eukaryota; Metazoa; Chordata; Mammalia; Artiodactyla; Bovidae.